Messenger RNA from Scheffersomyces stipitis CBS 6054, 2769 nucleotides. RefSeq names its product CCR4-NOT core subunit. The coding region runs from base 1 to 2769 and encodes 922 amino acids. The transcript is spliced from 2 exons. NCBI's taxonomy places the organism in Eukaryota, Fungi, Ascomycota, Pichiomycetes, Serinales, Debaryomycetaceae. The record is from RefSeq and is a predicted model, not a curated record.
AUGCUGGAAGACGAAAUAGACUAUGAUAACGGCACUAACAAGGUUGUGGAGUUUGACUUCCCUCUUCCUCUUAACAACAUUUCCCAAGACUUUACCAAGCGACAUUCUGACUUAGCAAGAAUCCUAGAUAUUCCCCAAGAUGACGAACAUCUCGACUUUGUCUUUUCCACAGUAGUACUGCUCUGUGAUCCCUUUACCCAGCCGGAGGAAAAUGAGAACACCAUCUUGAGUGUCGAUUGCGUGGCUGACUUGGUCAUAGCUCUAGCUUACACUAAAACACCCAAGCCACGUGUAAAUAUUGAGUCUAUCAAGUUUGAGCUUUCUGUGCAAUUUUUCACUAUUGUUCGUAGAAUUCAUACAGCAUUGAAUGCAGAAGAUGAGCUCGACCUUAGAUAUGUCAACAACGAUGAGGACCACGACAUGCAGAACAUCCCCUUGUGGACACCUAAAGAAGCUCUUCAAGGCGAAGAGUUCAAUUUGAAGCUUGUUUACGCUGUAGCUUGUGUUUUACUACUAGCCAUAUACAAGCUCUUUAAACCUAGAGAAGGCGGAGAGUACAAUCUUACACUCAACCCGUAUUUGCAUUACUUCCUUAGACUCUGGAAGUGCCAUACCAACGUUAUUCUACUCGGUCUAGAAAUAGAUAGACGUCUUGAGUUGUUCCGUAGUCAUCACGAGGAUGCUAGCGAGGAAACGCCAGAAAUCGUAAAACAGACUUUAAAGGGCUCAAGUGCAGUUCGUUACGUUCUUGCCUAUAUUAUCAAUCAGAACCCUUCCCUGCUCUUUGAUGAAUUGAAAAGCAACUUCCUCGAAGGUGAAAACGACAUCAAGGAUGAAGCACUAUUGAAUUUUCUACAACCUCUAGCUAGAAAGAAACUUAAUGGAGGAUCGUUGCUGAUCGACAUGAGACUUGUCAUAAUCGCCCUCCUCAUCAUUAAUUCUGGAAUUUCGUUCACUGUAGGUCUGUUUCAGCUCGCAGACAAAAAAUCUGGUAGUGGCGACGAGGCUGCUAGACGCCUUAACCAGUCUAGAAGAAUUACUGAAAUCGGCGAUAUCUUGAUAGACCUCGAGUAUGACGAUCGCUUCGAUGAAGACAUCCGCUACAUAUUCGAAUAUGAGUAUGACGACUCCGAAGCUGAUUGGCUGGAUGUUUCUGAAGAUGAAGUGCUUGCUCCUCAGGAUGAACAGGUAGUGGAUGGCGAAGUAGAUUUGGAAGGCAGACUGGCAAAAGACGUGAAAGAUAUUUCGUUGGCAGUCAGAGUGAAAGACCAAUCUGAUGUCAUCGAGUUUGAUGAACAAGGAAGAGAUUGGCGCGAUCUACCUCGAGGGGAAAAUGAGGUGUUUGCCGAUUGGUUCAUCAAGAAAGCAGAGGCUUUUGAAAAACUCGAAGAGAAAGAGAGACAAGACUCAGACGACUUCUUUUCAUCGUGGCAUGAACUCAAAAUGACCUUUGAAUUUUUGAAGACCAACUCUAUCGAAGGCGACACAGAAGCUGAAACGAGAAUGGGCCAAGUAGUCAUCAACACUAUUUCCAAGACUAUCAAAGACGAACUCGAUGGUAUUCAGGAUGCUCAAAUUACACCUGAUCAGAUUUACCAGUAUUUUUCCAAGCCUGCAACUGAGGCAGCAAUUCGAGUGACACAGGAAAACAACAAGCUUAUUAUCCCCAUCUUCAACAUUACCAAUUUUGAAUUGUUGUUGCAUAAUAACAGCAAGCUAGCCAGGUGUGCCAUGGAUGAAAUGUUGAUGUGUAGGGGCUAUCGAAGAGUGUUGAUCUGGUUUAUGACUCACAAUAUCAAUUUGUCUGCUUUACUUAUAGAUUAUGUCUUUGAGUUGUUAGCAGAGCUUAGAGGCAAUCAAAGUAGACAAACUCCAUACUUGUUUACUCGCCAAGGUGAAAAGUUGGUCUUCAGCGAAGUAGAGCAGCUGAUGUUGCUUCAUGAGUUCUUGACUAAUUGUAGCAUAUACUUGUCAGCCACGGAUGGAAUAGAGAUAGAUGAUGGAUACAAGGUUGUAUUGGCUGAGUCAAUUGCAAAGAAGUAUAUGUCUUUGCUCUGUCUCAUGGUCAACCAGCUUAUCAACAUCGGAAUUAUAGAUUUAUCCAUUCCUAAUGGAGAGGAUGAUGACAUCAAAAACUACAAGAACGAAUUGCAAGUGUUAUUGAUCAACUGGGUAGGAAAACUUCCUGAAGCCAGACAGUUAUUCUUCAAGAUCAAGAACUCCAGCAUUGAAGAAAAGCAGAAAGAAGAGCCCUCAACAACAGAAAGCACAGUCGGUUAUGUUUACGAUAAAAAAGAACAGGCAGAACUAUUUGAGUGGUUUGCACCGCGCUCCACUGCUGAAAUCAAUGAGGAGUUGGAAAGAGACAAACAUAAGUUAUUGAUCGUGGAAGAUUUCACCCAUCGCAUUGAGAGUCAUUUAUACAACAUCUUGGGUGUGGAAAAGAAGAGUAAGAUGCACUUGCUCGGUGGAUUGAAGCAGACAACAGAGGAUAUUCAGUUUUUCUUUCAGCAUUUCAAUACGCUCUGUAAGAUCGAGCUUGUAGCAGAAUCGCUAUUUGAAGAAUUUGAAAACAUUGUUUCUACAGGUCCUACUAAGGUUGUACAAGUUCCAACUGAUCAUACAGUAGAAAAUAAGAACGAAGCAUUUGAUGCGGAAUUCAAUUCUGAGUUUCUCAAUGGAGAAGGCGAGUUCAAGCCUCUGCCUGCCACAAGUUCAUCUUCAAAGAAGAAGAGCAAAAAGAAAAAGAAGGGAAAGAAGAGGUCAUGA